This is a messenger RNA of Portunus trituberculatus (swimming crab), 2436 nucleotides long. Its product is annotated as sodium-dependent phosphate transport protein 3-like. Bases 135 to 1049 code for a protein of 304 amino acids. The record is from RefSeq and is a predicted model, not a curated record. NCBI's taxonomy places the organism in Eukaryota, Metazoa, Arthropoda, Malacostraca, Decapoda, Portunidae. Gene Ontology annotation, molecular function: transmembrane transporter activity. The transcript has 7 exons. Gene Ontology annotation, biological process: transmembrane transport; monoatomic anion transport.
ACACCGACGAUAGCUGCCGUUCACCCUUUCGCCCUCGCCGCCCUUCGUUUCCUGAUGGGAUUGCUGCAGGGCCAAUCUUUCCAGCCAUCUACAGUAUUAUCUCCCGCUGGACUCUUCCCGGAGAAACAGCCACCAUGAUCUCCAUCGCCUUCUCAGGUGCGGGUCUCGGCGCUUUAGUUGCCCUCGGAUUGUCUAGCAUCGUGAUCAAUUCCUUCGGAUGGCGGUGGGUAUUCUGGGGGUCCGGGGCAUUGACUCUAGCUUGGCUGCCUUUCUGGGUAAUCUACGUGCGGGACACCCCUCGCUACCAUCCCGGGAUAUCAAAGAAGGAGCUGCAUCACUUGUCCAAGAACCACAACCAGCCGAGGAAAAAUGUGCCGUGGAGUCGCGUCUUCAAGUCAAAGUACAUCUAUCUAUUUAUCAUGAUGGAGUUUGUGAACGUGUGGACACAGACCAUUAUCAUCACGGAGGGCCCCACCUUUCUGACCAACCAGAUCGGAAUCAGUUUAAAGGAUGCAGGCAAUCUGAACAUCAUCAUAACAGCACUUGCUCAGUUCCUAGUGAUAUUCUACGGGUGGCUGUCGGACUUGGUGGAGAGGCGGGAGUGGAUGCCCAUGCUAACAGUACGAAGACUCUUCCAGAUGUUUGGCACGCUGGUGAUUGUGGGCUGCUUAAUGGGGCUGGCCUUUGCCGGGUGUGACGGCUUUGAAGUGGCUGUGUAUUUCGUCGUCUUAAUGUUUGGAUUAUCCACCUCCAUUGUGACCUACGUGAUUGGCCCCAUGAUCAUCGCUCCUAACUAUGCUGGGACACUGAGUGGAAUGGUAGGCUUGGGGACUGUGGCUGGCUUUCUGCUGCCCAUGUUCGUGUCCGUCUUCCUUGAUAUGAAAAACGGCUGGAUGACAGUUUUCCUGGUCUCGGCCGCUAUAAACCUGGUGAGUGGACUAAUCUAUGUGAUCUGGAUGCCGAGGGAGGAGGAGGAGUGGAAUAUGUACGAAGAAAUUCCGGAAAGUGACAAGCAGGCGGCAAAGAAGAAUGGGAAGAUGAGUACUUAGCAGCAGGUUGUGAGCAGAGGAAGAGGAGGAGAAGGGCGAAGAAGAUGAGGAAGAGGGAGAGAGGAGCAAGAGACUGAAUUCAUUGUAUCCGCUAGCCUGUUAAAAGGAAGGAAGGAAGGAAGGAAGGAAGGAAGGAAAAGGAAAGGUCAGAAAGAAAUAAAAUGCAAAAAAAAUCAAAUCAGGAAAGAAAAAAACGAAAGGAAAUAAGGAUGGAGAAAAGAAAGGAACGAUGGAAAGAAGGAAAGGAAAGGAAGGAAAGGACGAUACGAAAUAAGAAUGGAAAGAAGCAAGAGGAAGAAUGAAAAAAAGGGAAAAAUCGGAAGGACAUAAUGAUGGAAAGACAAAAUGAGAGGAAUUAAGGAAGAAAUUAAAGGAAAUGAAAUGACAGAAAGUUGAGGUGAGACAAUAAAGUGUUAGAGAAAGCUUUGUUGAAACAUUACAGAGCCAGACAGACGCAACACUCAUCACUGCAAUAGAAGGUAAACAAAGGAAGGUGUUGCAUAGCGUGACGUCCCAGCAGCGACAUCUCUGAUCGAAACACACAGAUAGGGACACGUGAUGCUUGUUAUCGGUCAUACAUUAGUGAAAUACUCGUGUUUACUGUUGAUAAGAUACACAGUGAGGGAAUAUUAACUUAGAUUACGAAUGUGCUUUCAUGUUACCUGCUUCGGCUGUGGUCUUCACCGACACAUUGGGCAUAUACCUGUUGCGUCAUAAGGCGAAGACAGGGUCGACUCACUGGCAGGAUGAAGACAAGAGGAAGUUCCGCAGGCAAUCUGGCAGGUGAUGAGUGCAGGUAAUCAGUAAACCAGCGUUAGUGGUCGAGCGGUAAAUAAUCUAUAUUAGUUUCUAGCUAGUGCGUAAGUAAACUCAAGGUGUUGUGGAGUGUAUUAAAUUAUUAACUUAUGCAAUUUAUAUACACAAGAAUUAAAGCGGGUCACUAAAUAUUCUGACACUGCCGGGAAGUCUUUCACCAGUUUAGUCACCACUAAAAUCACUAGUCAAUCGCACACUGAAGGUCAUGGUGCACACUUGUCAAUGUCACGCCUCCUAACUUCCCAAAAUCUGAGGUGCAGCGUCUAGCGUCCCAGCGUGCACAGUGAGGCGUGCUGGUGGUGUUGCAGAUAAUGACAAGGAAAUUACUUACUGAUUUAAAUAGUGUGGUUAAUAAGGUGUGUUAGUGAUUCAGGUGUAUUUUACUAAAGUGGCUUUAAAUCAAUGUUAGUAGUUUUAGUAUUUAUCAAAAAUAAAAAGUACACAACAUGAUUCACUGUAUGACGACAAACAGACGCGUCUCUACAACAGGACGGGUAUCAAGCUUGUAUGAGACUGGACGAUAUAUAUGGACGAUGCAUACAAAAUACUGAAUAAAUAAAAGCAAAAGAAA